Molecule: messenger RNA, 615 nt
Organism: Eremothecium gossypii ATCC 10895
Lineage: Eukaryota; Fungi; Ascomycota; Saccharomycetes; Saccharomycetales; Saccharomycetaceae
Gene: RAD59
Product: Rad59p
Exons: 1
Coding region: 1-615 (204 amino acids)
Biological process (GO): double-strand break repair via single-strand annealing; double-strand break repair via homologous recombination; mitotic recombination
Cellular component (GO): nucleus
Source: RefSeq, marked provisional
AUGAGUGACUACACGAAUGUUUCAUGGGACAACGUAACAUACUAUGGCGGCAAUGGCGUGGCUUUAGAUGAGCUCGAACUGAAGGUGAGCUGGCACAAUCGGCCCGCCAGCAGCUGGUCUGUGCGACGGAUCGGUGCUCUGCAGCACAAGAUUGAGCAGUACACGUUCAAGAUCUACCAUGUGAAUCGGUACGGGAAGCAUAGCCUUUCACAGGUGAUCCCGACACAUGUUCUGAUACAGUUCGCAAAUGAGGCCUUUGGGUACAACGGAUGGUCGUCUGCUGUGGAAGAGGUGCUGAUCACAGACGUUAAGCAGCGGGAGCGGGUUCGCGAUGGCGCGGCCAUCGAGCUAUACACGGUUACGGCAGAGGCGAGGGUGAAACUGACGCUGCAGGAUGGCACGAAUACUGAGGCGACAGGGCUAAGCAAAAUAACGCUCCCGAGCAAGGGCGAUGCAUACGGGAAGGCCAAGAAGGAGGCAUCUGCGGAUGCACUGAAGAGAUGUUUACUCUCCUUCGAGGGUAUCGUUAUUGAACACGAACAGAAGGUCGCUAGCAAUUACUAUACCGACGGCGAAUUCGGAUCAAGGAAGGCAGGCGACAAACGUGACCGCUGA